AUGAUCCUGCCGCCAGUGCAGCAGCUCAUCGCGUAUCGUCAAAAGACGACCAACAACAAGUGCAGCGACGUUCGGUGCGACGACGUGUGGCUGACGCGCACCGACCUUUUCGGCGUCGAGUCGGCGCGCGAAAGCUUCUCGGGCACAACGGUCGAUGAUCCUCUCGACGAGUGGAAGACGUGCAUGGGCGCGCCCAUCACCAACAAUGAAUGGACGAAGUUGACCACGUCCGUCUUCACCGCGUCGUCGGACAUCCUCCACGUGUAUACAUGCGCACGGUCGUGCAAGUACGACCUCGCGCUCAAGGAACAUAUUCCGUCCCAAAUCCAUUUGCGACGGCGAGGCGCGUUUGACCAGCAAGUGACGGCCCGGUCCACCGACUUGGUGUCGUCGUUCAGCUCAAGGCGGCGCCGACCAAGGUCCCGAUCCAAGGCCCGCAGCUGUGUUCCCGGGCUGCAACUACCGCCACCGACCGACAGGGUCAAGAAGGAACUGCACUUCGACGUGUCGUGCGAUAGCACCGCCCCCGACUUUGCCACGUUUUGCACAAGCCAGCUCCAAGUCAAAAUGAGCGACCUGUUCGCGCUCGAGGCGACGCUGAACCCAAACCCGGCCGUGACCGCGCUUCUAACUGGCCGGACGACGUCCGCGGCCUCGAUCGUGUUCUGGCGCGUCAGAAUGAGUUUUGAUGGUGAGCUUUCUUGA
Aphanomyces invadans is the source of this 705-nucleotide messenger RNA. RefSeq lists its product as hypothetical. The record is from RefSeq and is a predicted model, not a curated record. NCBI's taxonomy places the organism in Eukaryota, Oomycota, Saprolegniomycetes, Saprolegniales, Verrucalvaceae. The transcript is spliced from 2 exons. Bases 1 to 705 code for a protein of 234 amino acids.